Messenger RNA from Juglans regia (Persian walnut), 2237 nucleotides. RefSeq names its product DEAD-box ATP-dependent RNA helicase 36. Gene Ontology annotation, molecular function: nucleic acid binding; RNA helicase activity; ATP binding. The record is from RefSeq and is a predicted model, not a curated record. The transcript is spliced from 8 exons. NCBI's taxonomy places the organism in Eukaryota, Viridiplantae, Streptophyta, Magnoliopsida, Fagales, Juglandaceae. The coding region runs from base 472 to 1956 and encodes 494 amino acids.
GAAAUAUUCUCCCAUACUCAACCCAGCCCUACGUCUCUGUCUUUCACUCCGUAUAUUCUCUCUCUCGCCACUGCAUCCUUCUCACCAGGCCGUACCGUCCAGACAAGGCCUCCCAGCUGGUAAUCUCCUCCCUCUCUUACUCUUUCCGCUCCUCUCUCUCUCUCUUUCUCUCUCUCUCUCUCUCUCUUGCCGCCUCGCAGCGGCCACCUUCGCCACACAACUACCGCCGCACCGAUCACUCAUCCCUCUGCCACACCGCUCGCCACGCAACCAUAUCUCAGUCUCUCCGACGUCGUCCCCCCUCCGUCAGUCUGCCGCGCCUUUGUUAAAUCGGUCCGCCGCACCUCGCCUCGCCGCGCCGGAUAACCCGUGUGACCAGUGGAGGCCACCAGAGCUAGCCGCACAGGCUCAUCUCUAGGCAGCGUCGCCUCGCUCUGAAUCCGGCCGACCACCGCUCCAAGAUUGCGUAAGAUGAAUAUGGAUCAAGAUGUUCUAGUAGAUGGAGACUUCCCCCUCUUCUCCAAACCCUCCAAACGCUCCAAACUGACCCCCAAAACCCCCACCGCCACCCAAAUCCAUGAGGUGAAUACCUCUCAUAUGGAAAAAUCGUCUGACCUUGACCAUGAUACUGCCACCACCGCCACAUUUGCUGAUCUUGGCCUUGCUGAGUGGGCGGUGCAGACCUGCAAAGAGCUAGGAAUGCACAAGCCCACCCCAGUGCAAUCCCACUGUAUACCGAAAAUCUUUGAAGGUCGAGAUGUGCUCGGCCUUGCUCAAACUGGGAGUGGCAAGACUGCUGCUUUUGCUUUACCUAUCCUGCAAGGCCUUGCUGAGAACCCCUUUGGGGUCUUUGCACUGGUGGUGACGCCAACUAGGGAGCUCGCAUACCAAUUGGCGGAGCAGUUUAGGGCGCUUGGGUCGUGCUUGCAUUUGCGUUGUGUAGUGGUGGUUGGAGGAAUGGACAUGUUGAAUCAGGCGCAGAGUUUGAUGGCGAGGCCACAUGUGGUGAUUGCAACUCCAGGGAGGAUCAAAGUGUUGCUGGAAGAGAAUCCUGACAUUCCUCCUGUGUUCUCCAAGACCAGGUUCCUAGUUUUGGAUGAAGCAGAUAGAGUUUUGGAUGUUGGCUUUGAAGAGGAGUUGAGGGUUGUCUUUCAGCGUUUGCCAAAAAAUCGCCAGACUCUAUUGUUCUCUGCAACAAUGACAAGUAACCUGGAAACACUGCUUGAGCUUUCUGCAAAUAAGGCAUACUUCUACGAGGCAUAUGAAGGCUUUAAGACAGUUGACACUCUUAAACAACAAUAUGUUUUUGUUCCAAAAAAUGUGAAGGACGUUUAUCUGAUGCACAUUCUGUCGAAACUGGAAGAUAUGGGUAUUCGGUCAGCCAUCAUAUUUGUCUCCACCUGCAGAAGUUGUCAUCUUUUGAAUUUAUUACUGGAAGAGCUUGAUCAGGAAGCCGCAGCAUUGUAUUCUUUUAAAUCACAAUCUUUAAGGCUUGCUGCCCUACAUCGAUUCAAAUCUGGACAAGCCCCUGUAUUGCUUGCGACUGAUGUUGCCAGUCGUGGUUUGGAUAUUCCCACAGUUGAUCUUGUUAUAAAUUACGAUAUUCCAAGGUAUGCGAGAGAUUAUAUUCAUCGUGUGGGGCGUACUGCAAGAGCAGGCAGAGGAGGGCUGGCUGUGAGCUUUGUUACCCAGAAUGAUGUUGAUCUCCUUCAUGAAAUAGAAGCUACUGUCGGAAAACAGUUGGAAAAGUUCGAGUGUAAAGAGAAUGAGGUGCUGUCUGAUAUUACAAAGGUUUUUAACGCCAGACGUGUGGCAGCGAUGAAGAUGAUGGAUGAUGGCUUUGAGGAGAAAGCAAAAGAACGUAAGAAACAGAAAUUGAACACUCUAGCAGAUAAAGGAUUAUUGAAGAAAAGGAGUAAAAAGAAAAGAAAAAAGGUGAUAAAAUCUGCUAAAUAGGUCCAUAAUAUAGCGUUCUAUUGGUUUCAAAUCUUUGCGUUCUUGCAUUAUUAGUUACUGAUCAAUAACUAUAUAUCAUUUAAGUUAAAUUACCGGAUAAAAAAUGUAUGUAAUUUAGUUACCAAUUAUUAUUUAAAAUUAGUAGAAUUUUUGUUUUCAUAAUGUAUGUAUUUUUAAUUAGUUUUAUCAGCUUGCAUAUUGUGUAAUUCUAUAAUAUAAUGAUUCUUAUAUUUUAUUGAAAAUAGAAAUUACGAAAAAUGAGAGAGAACAUAGAAACAUUA